Molecule: messenger RNA, 1182 nt
Organism: Penicillium vulpinum
Lineage: Eukaryota; Fungi; Ascomycota; Eurotiomycetes; Eurotiales; Aspergillaceae
Product: Thioesterase
Exons: 2
Coding region: 1-1182 (393 amino acids)
Biological process (GO): secondary metabolic process
Molecular function (GO): CoA-ligase activity
Source: RefSeq, a predicted model, not a curated record
AUGAAUCCUGUCUCGGUAUUCAAUAUCAGAUCUCUUCUAGAUCAAGUAGCCGUCUUGUCUGCUGGAAUUAUUGCCUACCCUGAAGGCGAUCGAACUGAUCCGGUAAAGCUUAGCUAUGCCGAAUUGCGCAAUCAGGCAUUACAGAGAGCAUCCUGGCUGCAAACGCGUGAGGAAUUUCGCCCGGGGGGUGUCAUCCUUGUUCAUUUCCGGCGUCAUUUGGAUAAUAUUACAUGGUCCUGGGCCACUAUCCUAGCUGGUAGUAUUCCAACCCUAUCUCCUGCUUUGGUUAGCACAAUCGAGGGCCGUAAAGCCCAUUUCAAACAUCUACACAAUUUAUUGCAAGAUCCUUUGCUGCUCAGUCGUCGAGAUUUACUUACAGACUCGUUCGGGGAGAACGAAAUUCUACGUACUGUGGCAGUGGAGGAAUUUGAAGAUUAUGGCCUCAAAGAAACGGAAUCCGACAGUGCUACCUACAGCCAGACCAAUGGAGACGGUGAGGGUCAUGCCAACGACAGUGAUGUAGCUGUCCUCAUGCUCACUUCUGGGAGCUCUGGAAAUUGCAAGGCCGUGUGCCUGACGCACCAGCAAAUGUUUGCCUCAAUUCGUGGGAAAUUGACGGUGAUGCCUGUUAGCAAUGGCAGUUCCGUGCUCAAUUGGAUCGGUCUAGAUCACGUUGCCAGUCUAAUGGAAACACACCUUCUUUCUAUCAAUCCACUGCUAUUCCUGCGGUUGCUAUCCAAGCACAAAGUCAGCAUGACUUUCGCCCCGGACUUUUUCCUGUGCAAGCUUCUAAUGAUGUUGGAUACGACAUCCAAAGAGGCUAAGCAAGAAUUUGAUCUGAGCAAACUACUCUAUUUGGUUUCUGGCGGGGAGCCUCACAAUAUCGAUACUGAUGCGCGAGUCACAAGGCAUUUACAAAGCCUGGGAGUUUCACCAUCAGACCUCAUCACCCCGGGUUUUGUUAUGACUGAAAUUUGUGCAAGAGCCAUUUAUGAUCGCAAUUUUCCUGAUAUCGAUAUCAAGGCACAACGUGAAGAUGGUGCUCUUGGCUCCAGCAUUCCAAAAAUCGAGAUACGGAUAGCGCCUAUUGACGCAAACGAGCCCAGCCCUGGAACCCAGUCCAAUAGCGCGGACAGUGGCGCAGCUAAUGGCGCCGGCGUGCUGGAAGUGCGCAGAAGAUAG